Messenger RNA from Symbiodinium natans, 1005 nucleotides. The record is from the annotation of a GenBank genome assembly. NCBI's taxonomy places the organism in Eukaryota, Dinophyceae, Suessiales, Symbiodiniaceae.
AUGGGUUCGUACGACUUCUACACCUUGGUGACGUGCCUGUUGAUUCUGGCACUGCAGAUUCACAACCCGUUCCAGGAGCGGACGUGUCGUGAACCGACUCCCAGGCCGCAGGAGCCUGCGGAAGCAGGUGCGGUGCCGUCUGCGCCAACUCGCCGGCCCCGUGAGGUGGCCGCAGCGGCAUCCUCUCCUGGGCUCUCCACAGAUGCCCUGCUGCGGGAGUUGGACUCCCUUCAAGACAAGGCCAAAGAGCAGCAGGAGACCCUGGCGGCGGCUGGGCGCAUGCCUCCACCCAGCCCCAUCCUCCAACACCUCAAGGAGACCGAGGCAGCGAUGCCUCCACAGGUGCAGGUGCCGCCGCGAGCGGCCCCUCAGCCAAUGCCACAGGCCCAGGUACCUCCAGGACUGUCGGCCGCUCCUGCGCCGCAGGGCGCAGGGGUCUUGGUGCGGCGGCGGGAGGAGCUCGGCCAGGUGCUGCAGGCCCAAAUGCCCAGGGGUCUGGGAGUCCUCCUCGGCGUGGGGCGCGGCGAUUUCGCGGUACGCUUGCUGCGGGACUGGACGUCGUCGCAUGGCCUGUACCUGGUGGAUCCAUACAUCCACCAGUGGCGUGGCUACGAUGACCCGGCGAACCUGCAGGACAACGACCACCAGCUGAUCUUUGAGGAUCUUCGCAAUCGCCUGGAGCCCUUUGAAGGCCGCUAUGUUCUGGUGCGCGACUUCUCAUACUCCUUCGCGGAGGUUUACAAGCGCGGGGAUCAGACGCCAGCUGUUGCCACGUUCAUUUACGUGGACGCAAACCACGCCGAGGAAGCGGUCUCCCGGGAUCUGGAGCUCUGGUGGCCCAUCCUGGCACCUGGAGGACUUAUGGGAGGUAGCACCUACAUGGAUGAUUCUGGCAGAAACAUCUAUGUACGAAGUGCCGUGGACAAGUUUGCUGCCCGACGGCAGCUGCAGGUCAUCACCACCACGGACGACAUGCCGGCGUCGUGGUUUAUCGUGAAGCCGUGA